AUGGAACAUCUACAUUUAAAUUUAGACAAUGUUCAUUGCAAGGAUUGCGAAGAGAAAAUCUAUGCUACGUUUAAUAAAUUUUUCAAAACUAUAAGGUUGGACGAUAAAUGGUCUGAGGAAGUCGAUAUUCCUUUUAAUAAUGAAAAUACCGUAUUUACACAUAUCAAGGGAGGUAAGGUCGAUUUGUAUUAUAAGCCAAAAGUUGACUCAGUAGAGUCAACUCUACAAAAUUCAAUCAAGAGGAUCACGAAGCACUUAUCGAGAACCGGAUUUGAUGUUUUAUCGUGGGAAUUUUAUAAAAAAGGAGAAUUGGUACUAAGCUCCGAGAAUAUACAAGAAAUACAAGCUGUUAGUGAUAAUGAUGUCAAUACCAAUGACUGGUUUUUUGAUUUAUUUAAUAUUUGGUCCAGGUAUAAAGACCAGAGACAAGUUAACAAUCACUUGAAGUAUUGUACCAAAUGCUCAGAAGAAAAGAAUCUAAGGAGUUCGAAAGCUUCUGUCUCGAAGAGAGAUAGUUUCCUGUCAGAUGGGUCAUUUGAAACAGUGGUUGAUAAAACCAACAACGAGUUCCGUGCUGUAUUUUCGAUUUCAGGCAUGAGCUGUGCUUCUUGUGUACAAUCAGUUUCAGAAAUAAUUGGAAACUUUUUAGGAGACAAGGUAGAUAAGGUGGUUGGGGCUGAAUUAAAUUAUUCUGUCAAUUUGCUUCUGCAUACGGCUGUCGUUAUUGUUCCUAAUAAACAGAUAAUCAAUAAACUUAUUGAUUUGAUUAACGAUAGUGGUUUUGAGUGUCGAUUAUUAGAAGUUUUGCCCGUCGAGAGAUCUGUUAAUCUUAAGAUAACAGCUGUUCUUGGUGGAAUCACCUGUGCUGCUUGUGCUACCUCAAUUCUGUCUGCCGUUAAUGAGUUACCAUUUGUAUUGGACUGUGGUAUUAAUGUUGUUACGAAAACAGGUCAGUUUGUAAUGGAAGAACCUUCAAAUAAAGAAAAUAAUUUGGAAACGUUGAAGGAGACAAUUGAAGAUUGCGGCUUUGAUUUUCAGCUAAUAAGUAGUACUAAAAUUAACUAUACACUGGGUAAGAAACAAUCCAGGUCAAUUAAUGUAAGUGUUAAAGGAAUGUUUUGUGGUCAUUGUCCGGAGGUAAUAACAAAUUAUUUGUCGAGUUAUGGUGAGGCAGUAAUAAUCGAUGAUCCCAUUACGUUAAAGCAUCCAUAUAUCAAAUUUACCUAUAUUCCUAACCAAGAGAAAAUGUUGAAUAUAAGAAGGUUUCUCUUUGAAUUGAACCAUUUAGAACCUAGCAAUUCUGAACUAGGGUAUACGAUAAACAAUGAUAAAGAUGGUGUCUUUGAUUGUGAGUUGGUGGAACCAGUCACAAUGGAUGAGCAUAUUCGUAAAUUGUCAAAGCGAGAAACCAAGAGAAUAUUGAUUAGAUUGAUAAUCGCUACGAUAUUUGCAAUUCUCACAUUUAUAUUUGGUGUUGUUGCAAUGUCAUUGCUACCAAGUUCAAACGACUUUCGUAAAUGGGUAGAGGAGCCUAUAUGGGCUGGUAAUACUUCGCGUAAUACAUGGGUUUUACUUAUCUUGAGUACUCCUGUGUACUUUUUUGCAGCAGAUAUUUUUCACAGGAAGGCUAUUAAGGAAAUAAAAUCAUUAUGGUUCAACAAAAACUCGUUUAAAAAGAGGAUAUUUAGGUUUGGUUCUAUGAGUCUAUUAAUGUGCCUCGGUACUUCAAUAGCAUACUUUGCAAGUAUAGCCUUAUUGAUACUAAGUACACAACAAGAAGCUAAUUCUAAUAUGGGAUUACAUACUACUUAUUUCGAUUCAGUUGUGUUUUUGACGUUCUUUUUACUUAUAGGGCGGUUAUUGGAAAGUUUUUCCAAAAGUAAAACAGCGGAAGCCAUUUCUAAUCUCGGACGCUUAAAGCCUUCUCAAGCUACUUUACUUGAAGUAGUUGAUAUUAAAUCUGACCCUGUCGAGUAUACGAAUGAUAAAGUUGUGGAUGUUAAUCUUUUAGAGGCCAACGAUUAUAUUCGUAUUGCUUCAGGUGAAUCGCCUCCCGUUGAUUGUGUCAUUAUAGAGGGAGAAUCAAAGUUUGAUGAAUCUGCUUUAACUGGUGAAUCUACUCCUGUGAAGCAUUCACCUGGGCAUCAAGUAUUUUCAGGAACAGUCAAUGUAGGAAAUAAUUCAAUUAUUGCUAAAAUUGUAAGCUUGGAAGGUGAUUCUUUGAUCGAUCAAAUAGUGAAUACUGUUCGUGAUGGUCAAUUACGUAAAGCUCCUAUAGAAAGAACUGCUGAUUUAUUAACAGGUUACUUUGUUCCUAUUAUUACAAUGGUAGCACUUAUUACUUGGAUUAUUUGGUUGUCUUUAGGCCAUUCAGGUGUAUUGCCGGAUAGCUAUUUGGACAUUGAUAUUGGUGGAUGGACUGUUUGGUCUUUAGAAUUUGCGAUAGCCGUUUUCGUGAUAGCAUGCCCAUGUGGAAUUGGUUUGGCAGCUCCUACCGCACUUUUUGUUGGUUCAGGCUUAGCCGCAAAAUAUGGUAUUUUGGCCAAAGGUGGAGGCGUCGCCUUUCAAGAUGGGGCUAACAUAAACACGAUUUGUUUUGAUAAGACAGGCACUUUGACUUAUGGUGAACUAAAGGUCACGGACUAUGCAUUUGUAGCUGAUGGAAAUGACGAACCAAAUUAUGAAGAAGUGAUUAGACAUUUUAGUUUACAAUUUGCUAGAGAUUUGGAGUUGGCUUCCAAGCACCCAUUAGCGAAAUCAGUCAAAGCUUUUGUUGAUAAUCAUGGGUUCAAGAAAUAUAAUAUUCAGCCAUCUCAAAAUAAAAUACCCCAAGUGGAGAAUGUUUCAGGAAGGGGUCUUAAAGGGCAUGUAAUACUUGAGUCUGUGACUGAUGGAAGUAUUUGGCAAAAAUAUAGACCAACAGAAGCUAUCUUGGGCAAUGAGGCAAUGCUUGAUGACAAUAAUGUAGCGAUUACGCCUAAUGAACAAAAGAUUUUAAAGAAGUGGAAGCUUGAGUGUAAAUCGAUUAUUUUAGUUGCAAUAAAGUGUUCUCUGCUCUUUAAGGAUGAAAAGUUCCAUUUGACUUUUAUUAUGGCAUGUCGUGAUCAGGUUAGAUCUGAAACAAAGGUUGUUAUCAAAUACUUACAGGAGAAGCAACACAUUGAUUGUUAUAUGAUUACAGGGGAUAAUAAAUUAACAGCCGAAGCAAUUGGCAAGGAACUAAAUAUCCCCACGGAAAAUAUCAUUAGUGAAGUAUUACCAGAUGAAAAACAAGAACAGAUCAAAACCCUCCAAAAAACAAAAUCCAAUGUUGUUGCAAUGAUUGGUGAUGGUAUAAAUGAUUCUCCAGCACUUGCAACAGCGAAUGUUGGGAUUGCGUUAUCAUCAGGGGCAGAUUUAGCAGUGACAUCAAGUGAUUUUAUUUUAUUAAAUAAAUCCCAUCCUUUGAUUACCUUGGUUACUUUAAUUGACUUAUCAAGAGUUGUUUUUAGAAGAGUAAAAUUUAAUUUUGCUUGGAGUUUGGUAUAUAAUAUGAUUGGAAUACCUAUUGCAGCCGGAGUAAUCUAUCCCUACAACAACUCUAGGUUAAAUCCUGUUUGGGCAAGUGCUGCAAUGGCAGCAUCAUCGAUAAGUGUGGUCAUGAGUAGUUUGGCGUUAAAGUUAUAUAAACCAAGAGUUAAUGUUGAUGAUGUUAUUCAAGUUGAUGAAAAUCUCGAAGACGACGCAGAACCAUGUGAGACUUCUGUAAAAUCCCAAUAA
Molecule: messenger RNA, 3759 nt
Organism: Debaryomyces hansenii CBS767
Lineage: Eukaryota; Fungi; Ascomycota; Pichiomycetes; Serinales; Debaryomycetaceae
Gene: CRP1
Product: Crp1p
Exons: 1
Coding region: 1-3759 (1252 amino acids)
Biological process (GO): monoatomic cation transport; copper ion homeostasis
Cellular component (GO): membrane
Molecular function (GO): P-type divalent copper transporter activity; ATP binding; ATP hydrolysis activity
Source: RefSeq, a predicted model, not a curated record